Chenopodium quinoa (quinoa) is the source of this 2078-nucleotide messenger RNA. RefSeq names its product F-box protein At2g43440-like. The transcript is spliced from 3 exons. The record is from RefSeq and is a predicted model, not a curated record. Gene Ontology annotation, molecular function: protein binding. NCBI's taxonomy places the organism in Eukaryota, Viridiplantae, Streptophyta, Magnoliopsida, Caryophyllales, Amaranthaceae. The coding region runs from base 185 to 1702 and encodes 505 amino acids.
UCCAUUAAACAUUAUCAUAAGUGUAAUUACGGAGUAUAGAAACCCUCAACGCGUGCGACUAAAGAUUUUAGAAAAAAGAGUGCAACGACUGGCAGGAGUGCAGCCCUCUGGUCAUCGUAUUGCUUUUCCUCCUUCAUCUUCCUUUCAAUCUCUCUCCUCUGGUUGAUCACUUGAGUCACAAAAGAUGAGAACGAAACCAAAUUCUUUGAUUGAUGAAAAAUAUUGUGGGAUUGAAAAGAGGCAGAUGAGCUUAAUCAAGACAGUACUAGAAAAAGCUGCCAAACUGCAAACUUGUUUGACACCUUCUUUACCUAAUGAUUUGAUAUUUCAGAUCUUUCUGAAACUUCCAAUUAAAUCAAUUUUGAGAUUUACUUGUGUUUGCAAGGCAUGGUAUAAGCUGAUCCAUUGUGCUGAGUUUGUUUCGGCUUAUAAUGCUCAUGCUCAAAAUACCCCAGUCAUACUCAGAAGAAUUUAUGGGGAAAGAUCGAACACUUUCCAUGCCGAAGCCCAACUCAAUCUAUCCAUAAAUUUUAGUCUCUUCCCUUGCAGCUUGGGGUCUAGACGACGAAGCAAGUUCAUCUAUUUCUUAGAGAUUGAAAAUGAGAAGGGCAAGCUUCUUGACCUUUAUAUGAGUUGUUAUGGCUCAGUUGUAUCCUCUUGCAAUGGAUUGAUUUUGAUCACUUCUAAGCAUGAAGUGCUUGGGAGGUAUAGAGAUUCAUCUUUGGACCAGCCUUUGGUUGACAGCAAAGAAAACCCAGGGCAAUUGAUUGUGAUGAAUCCUAUGACUAGGAAGUUGAUAGGGUUUCCGCUAGGAACUCUUCCUUUUAAACUUCACGAUGAGUCGUAUGGGCUGGUGUUUAGCCAUUCAAAGGGUGUUUAUAAAGUGGUGCAUUUGUUCAAGGAUAAAUCAGGGUGUAUUGCUUGUGAGAUUUUGAGCUUGCAGACAAGAUCAUGGAAGGCGGUUGAUGGACCAGUUGGAGUACUUUUUCGUAAUUUUGGCCAAGCACCCAUUCCAACUGUAGGAGCUUUGCACUGGCUUCUUGGUUCUUUUGGUUAUGAUUACAUAAUCUCUAUGAAGGCCGACGAUGAAAAUUUCUUCAUAACCGACCUUCCAAAGACUAUGGAUAAGUAUGAUAGGCUAGUCGCAAUGGGUGGUUCUUUGAGUUUUGUGAAUGGUUUGGACAAAGACCACAUAGAGGUGUGGAUCUUGAAAGGGUUAGAAGGAACAAAAUGGGUCAAACAACAUACUAUUCUUAUUGAUGCUAGUUUGGGUUUGGAUUAUGUGGUGUAUGGUGAUGUGGAUUAUGAAGAGCAUGUUAAUGUGGAUGAUGAAGAGCAUGGUAAUGAGGAGAUUGAAGGUAAUGAGGAGCAUGGUAAUGAGGAUAAUGAGGAACAUGAUAACGUGGAUGACGAGGAUAAUGGGGAGCUUUUGAAUUUGGACAAUGAGCAGCAUGUAAAUGUGGGUGAUGAGAAUAAUGAGGGGUUUGGUUUUGUGGAUAAUGAUUAUUAUUCAUUAUCUUGUUUUGCUUUAAAUGCCAAAGAAAUGGUGUUCAGGAGAAGAGAUAAAUUGUUUGCAUAUGAUUUUGAGCUUGAAGAAAUCAGAGAGAUCAGAAUGGACCGUGGAAAAUUUUUGGCACAUGAUACUAUCAUACCUCACGCCAAUAACCUUGCUACCUGGGAACCUCUUGAAUCUAUGAGUUGAACUUUGAUAAGUUGCCUAUGCGUUGAAGUUCUAGAAGGCCGGAAGCUCACCAGUAACUGCUAAAUACAAAGUAUAUGUAUUCGAUACUGUGACCAUGUUCAUUAUCAUUUUACUCGUUGGAUUAGCUUGAUCACUUAAUUAUUUGGUUCUAUGGUGUGCAUUGUGCUGUUACAGUCCACACAAUAGUAAUAUUGCUGUGUAUAUUUGAAAAAAUUGCCGUAAGUUAUUAGAGUAGUUGAUUUUAUGUCAGAUGUUGGUUAUGUGUAAUCGCAUUCAAUGGCUGUAUCCUUAAUUAUGAUGCGGCAUUUUGCAAAGAUGAAAUUUGGGCAAGUAGCAAAUCAUUUUGUAAAUGAAAAUUUGACAAGGGAAGUUCUGU